UCCAGUGAAAGUGAAAGUGUUCAGACUCGUUCUCACUUCAAGGAGCAGACGGAGGAGACGUGAAGUCUGAGGCUGGUGAGUGUUCAGCAACAUUUAUAUUAUUCAUUCAUAUUAUUUCACUGUCAGUGUUUUUCACUGGAUCCAGAGACAGAUGUGAACAGCAGGUCUGGAUGAAAGAGACUUCAAAGGACUAAUUAACAGAGUUAACUCACAGCUUCACUUUUUAUCUUCAUCUGUUCAUCAAGUGUUUAAUAACACAACGUGUUUUCACAAUCAUACGUUAAAGUCACCUGUGUGUGUGUGUGUGUGUGUGUGUCUGUGUGUGUGUGUGUGUGUGUGUGUGUGUGUCUGUGUGUGUGUGUGUGUGUGUGUGUGUGUGUGUGUGUGUGUGUCCUUGCUGGGACAGGAAAACAAUAAACAUUGAAACUGGUGAGAAAGAUCAUUUCACUGUGUUCUGCUGUAAACUGAGCGCAGAACCAGAGGAAAUAGACCAGACCUUGAAUAUCUAGAAGAGCAGCGUGGCCUGAACCACAACUGAGCCGCAGCCGGUGCAACAUGGACGAGGACACUUCAGAGCAAGUUGGACCCUCAACCACAAAAGGUCAGGACCACAGACUGAGAGCAGAGUCUCCAGGGUCCAGCUGUGUGUCUCUGAAGAGUGACAUGUCCAUGGAUCUUCCUCUACUCUUCAGUAAUGAACCUGGACCCUCACACACAGAGGAGAGGAAGAGGAGUCAUGUUUCUGAGGAGGAGCAGUCGUCCUGCUGUGCUUCGUGUCAGGACGUCCUGAAGGAUCCAGUCUCCACCAGCUGUGGACACUGGUUCUGCAGACAGUGCAUCACCUCAUACUGGGACCAGUCUGGUUCUUCAGGAGACUCCUCCUGUCCCCAGUGUGGACAAAGAUCCAGAACAGGAGCUGGAGGUCAGACAGCCGCAGAUCAUGGUCUGCAGGAGGUUGUAGAUGAACAUAAGCUCAGUGUGAGGAGGAGAUGUGAACAUGUGACUGAAGGAAGUGAUGAAACAGGAAGUAGAACCCUCCUCAACAGGAUCUACACUGAGCUCCACAUCACAGAGGGACAGAGUGAAGAGGUUAAUACUCAACAUGAGGUGAGGCAGCUUGAGACGGCUUCCAAGAAGAAGAUCCUCCAGGACACUCCCAUCAAGGUCCACGACAUCUUUAAAGCCUCCACUGACCAGCAGAGCAGCAUCAGAGUCGUCCUGACCAACGGAGUCGCUGGCGUUGGAAAAACCUUCUCGGUGCAGAAGUUCACUCUGGACUGGGCAGAGGGUUUAGAGAACCAGGAUGUGGGUCUGCUGGCUGUGCUUUCGUUCAGGGAGCUGAACCUGGUGAAGGACCAGCAGCACAGUCUUCUCACGCUGCUCCAUGUUUUCCAUCCAGAGUUACAGAAGCUCACUGCAGAGACGCUCGCUGUCUGUAAACCUUUGUUCAUCUUUGACGGCCUGGAUGAAAGCAGACCUUCUCUGGACUUCAACCACAGGGAGCUUGUGUCUGAGGUCACACAGAGGUCAUCAGUCAACGUGCUGCUGACAAACCUCAUCCGGGGGAAUCUGCUUCCCUCGGCUCUCGUCUGGAUAACCUCCAGACCUGCAGCGGCCAAUCAGAUCCCUCCUGCAUGUGUUGACAGGGUCACAGAAGUACGAGGCUUCACUGAGGCCCAGAAGGAGGAGUACUUCAGGAGGAGGUUCAGUGAUGAAGAGCUGUGCAGCAGAAUCAUCUCACACAUCAAGACGUCCAGGAGCCUCCACAUCAUGUGUCAAAUCCCAGUCUUCUGCUGGAUCACUGCUACAGUUCUGGAGCACAUGUUGACCACAGACCAGAGAGGAGAGCUGCCCAAGACCCUGACUGACCUGUACUCACACUUCCUGCUGGUUCAGACAAAGAGGAAGAACAACAAGUACGGUGAGGGACAUGAGACGAGUCCACAGCAGCUGAUGGAGGCUGACAGGGACGUUCUCCUGAAGCUGGGGAGGCUGGCACUUAAACAUCUGGAGGAAGGAAACAUCAUGUUCUACCAAGAAGACCUGGAGCGGUGUGGUCUUAAUGUCACAGAGGCCUCGGUGUACUCAGGAGUUUGUACUGAGAUCUUCAGAAGAGAGUGUGUGAUCUUCCAGAAAUCAGUCUACUGCUUUGUUCAUCUGAGCGUUCAGGAGUUUCUGGCUGCAGUCUACAUGUUCCACUGUUACACCGAGAGGAACACAGAAGAACUCAACAACUUCUUGGGAACAUAUGGAGACACAGACAGUAUCUUCUCCCUGAAGAGAACCAUGAAUAUAUCCCUCUUCUUGGGACCAUGUAAGAACACAGACAGAACCUUCUCCCUGGAUGACCUCCUGAAGAGAACCAUGAAGAAAUCCCUCUCCAGUACAAAUGGUCAUCUGGACCUGUUUGUUCGCUUCCUUCACGGCCUCAGUCUGGAGUCCAACCAGAGAGUCUUAGGAGGCCUGCUGGGUUGGACAGAGAACAAUCCAGAGAUCAUCCAGAGAGUCAUCAACAACCUGAAGGAGAUGAAGAGUGAUGACAUUUCUCCUGACAGAAGCAUCAACAUCUUCCACUGUCUGACUGAGAUGAACGACCACUCAGUUCAUCAGCAGAUGAAACAGUUCCUGACGUCAGAGAACAGAUCAGAGGAGGAACUCUCUGAGAUCCACUGCUCAGCUCUGGCCUACAUGCUGCAGAUGUCAGAGGAGGUUCUGGAUGAGUUGGACCUGGAGAAGUUCAACACAUCAGUCCAGGGUCGACGGAGACUGAUCCCAGCUGUGAGGAACUGCAGGAAGGCUCGAAUUGGACUGACUGACAUCGACGAUCUACUCCGUGGUUUAUUCCUCUCAGUGACUCACUAUGAAGUCGUGGCCUCAGCUCUGAAGUCAGACCCCUCACAUCUGAGAGAACUGGAUCUGAGUGACAACAAGCUGAAGGAUUCACACAUGAAGCUGCUGUGUUCUGGACUGGAGAGUCCAAACUGUCGACUGGAGACUCUGAGGUUGAUGAACUGCAGACUUACAAAGAUCAGCUGUUCUUCUCUGGCUUCAGCUCUGAGGUCAAACCCCUCUCAUCUGAGAGAACUGGAUCUGAGAGGAAACGACCUGCAGGACUCAUCAGUGAAGGAGCUGCUUGAUCUACAGCAGAGUCCAACCUGUCGACUGGAGACUCUGAGGUGGAGGUGAUGUGAAGAGGACAGUGUGAAGAGGACAGUGUGAAGAGGACAGUGUGUGUGGACGGAGGCUGAGCUGUGUCCUGAGGAUCCAGAGGCUGAAGCAGCAGCAGCUUGUGUGUAGUCUCCAAUCUACACAACCCCUAAUCUGCAUGUGUUUGUGAGAUGAAGCCGGAGCACCUGGAGAAAACACGGGGAGAACAUGCAGACUCCACACAGGAAGACCCCAUCUGAACCGGAUUCAAACCAGCAACCUUCUUUCCCCGAUUGUGUUUAUUCACAUGAAGAAUGUGUUUAUUGAAAUGACACAACACAAGCAGAAUAUAUAAACCCUCUGUAAAGAGUCACAUACAGUGUGUUUAAGUUUGUCUUUAUUAUUGUCCACCUUUGUCCCUCAGUGUGUCUCCAUGUGUGUAGAACCACAUUCUGUGUAGAUGUUUGUUUAUGAUCUUAAAGUUCCUGGAUUCACAAAUUGAUUUAGUUCAACACAAAGUUCAACACAUUGAAAUCACUUUGAGUUUAAAAUCAGAGUUUUGUCUUUGACACAAAAGAUCAAAACUCUGGACUUAAAAAUGGGACGUUUUCAUUUCUGCAUCAGGUGCAGAGCGGUGGUGGCUUUUCUACUUUUGACCCACAGGUGGCGCUGCAGUAUAACAGCAGCACAUCCCAGUCAAAGCCUUUAUAUUCAGUCUAUGAGUCAAACACAUGGAUCAUUUCCUCUGUGACAAACCAGAUGUAACGAGAAGAAAAACAUCUCAGAGAGAAAAGUUCUGUUUCUACUUGUCUCUGCUUUAAUGCUCAAUAAACAUCCUUCCACUGA
Pleuronectes platessa (European plaice) is the source of this 3993-nucleotide messenger RNA. Its product is annotated as NLR family CARD domain-containing protein 3-like. The transcript is spliced from 9 exons. The record is from RefSeq and is a predicted model, not a curated record. NCBI's taxonomy places the organism in Eukaryota, Metazoa, Chordata, Actinopteri, Pleuronectiformes, Pleuronectidae. Bases 556 to 3186 code for a protein of 876 amino acids. Gene Ontology annotation, molecular function: protein binding; nucleic acid binding; nucleotide binding.